Culex quinquefasciatus (southern house mosquito) is the source of this 1881-nucleotide messenger RNA. RefSeq lists its product as uncharacterized. The coding region runs from base 315 to 1688 and encodes 457 amino acids. The record is from RefSeq and is a predicted model, not a curated record. The transcript is spliced from 9 exons. Lineage: Eukaryota; Metazoa; Arthropoda; Insecta; Diptera; Culicidae.
GGUUUGCACCUCAGAAUGACCGCGUAUUUUUUGUGUUAUUCGUGUAGUGAGUUUUUUUUUUGUUGAGCCGGAUGGCUUGUUGAACGCCGUAUGUUGUGUUUUGUUUUGAUUUGAAAUCAGAUAUUCAUAGCUAAUAAAUAACUUGAAGAAGCCAUACAUGGUUACGUGAUUAUGUUGUUGUAUAGUGAAAAUCAGUGUUAAAAUUGAAUGUUCUAGAGAUUUAUUAAUUAUGUUUCAUCAUAUUUGAUAUGUAUCUUUGAACACAGCGGUCACCAAAACUCCAACUCCCAGUGAUCUCUAUAAAAUAACAUAAAAUGCAGCACUCACUGUCGAGCUCGACAAAUCUGAUGUUCAUCAUGCCUUCCGAGGACAGCGAAGUCGAGUGCAACGAAGAAAAUGUCGUCAUAGACGAAAUAACCGAAUCGGAGCCCACAUCAGUUAUCCUACGCUUCUGUAAAAAAGAGUUUCUCCGGCCGUUCGUGUGUAUCCUGGGCCUGGUUGGACUGCGGCCAAAUGCCGUCGACCGGGACCUGGCCACCCUGCUGGGACACUUGCAGUCGAUCACGGUGCUGGCGUUGCUCCUCGCAGGCUACGUGCUGCAGUAUCUGUCCGGAUUUCGCCGAGACCGCGGUUUCCUCGAUCCGGAACAACAGCUCACCUACGGUGGUGGCCACCAAUCAUCCGGGCCCGCUGCUCCACCGACCAACAGCACAACGCAACCCACCGCCGCCAUUACGAAGACAAUGCUGGUCAACACCGGGGAAAUGAUAUUCAUUUACAUCAUCCCGGCCCUGCUCCAUCUCGGCGGUUUCGUAAUGGCAGCUUACAUUUACCGGUUCGCCGAUAACGAACAAUUGCAGUGUCUAAUUGAAAGGGUUUUCAUCCUAUGCAGCAAGCCCCGCCGACUGGUGGCAACUUUGUGGGUUUACUUUGGCCUCGGAACGCUCUGGCUGGCCGGUUCCGUCGUGUAUAUCGGGAUGUUGGUGCUGCAGCCGACCACCACCCCAACCAAUCCAACGACCGCCAAACUACCCCCACUGCUGGAUGACGUCCUUGGACCGGACUACACCCGGGGUCUGCUCUGCGUGGCGCUGCUCUUCCACGACCUGGUCCAGAUGGUCGUCAUCGUCAGCUACAGCCUGAUGUGCUUCCUGCUGCGCUGCUAUCUCCGGGGGUUGAAGGCAAAGCUGCUGCUGCACACAAUCGAACCGCUGAACUGGAUGAGGGAGAUUUGCGAAUUUCGGAAGCUGCUGCAUCAUUUGAACACGCGAAUUUCGCUGCCGGUGGCCUGUCUGACGCUGCUGAACCUCAGCUACACGCUGUCCAGCGUAACCCACCUCGUGCAGGACAUCAACGCGUGCCCGAUCCGGGUGUUCAGCUUCACCAUCGCCAACGUGCUGCUGUGGAUGGUCAUCUCGCUGACGCCCUUCUUUCAGGCAGCCUCCCUCACCGUCACCUGCCGGCAAACCCAGUCCUGCGGCCACCUGAUCAGCAUCCGGCCCUUCGUCCACCGGAACACCUCGUCCGAGGAGCUCAACACGGUGCUGCUGUACGCGUCCUCGCUGCAAAUGUCCGCCCAGCUGUUCCGGGUGCCCAUCAACGCGCACUACCUCUGCUUCCUGGUGCUCGUCUGCGUGAUUGCCCUGCUCACCUUUGGCAUGUGCCUCAGCCUCGCGUUGGGCGGUUGAAAUUUAAACAAAAGUGAAGGGCCCACUCAACGUUACAUUAACCAACGUUAAUCAGCCUAAGGGGCCACUUUUUUUAUUGGCUCGCUGUGCAAUUGUUGCCUUUGCUUUCAAUUGAUCCAAUUGUGUUACAAAUAACACACUGACUGCUACAAAGGAAAUUUUUCAUAUUCGAAUUCGUUUGUAUGCACUCUGU